GUUAUUUUUUUGCAUAAACAUGGAUACGGAGUGCGCGUCUCAUGAGAUCUCAAGCUCAACUGAAAAAACGAAUGUAGUUGAAGUCGAAAGUGUUGUUCAAUCAUGGAUGGUCGACUAUUAUUUCGCGACACUAUGUCGGCACUUCAAGGCAAGAUCUGGACCGGAGUUUCAUAAAGCUUUAAAAAUAUUUGAAGCUUUGGUGGAUGAGCUCGAGUCAUGUUCCCACAGGUCAGGUCCUCCCUCUCAGAGAACGAUCUGCUGCCUCCUUGCCAGAGUGAUAGAUGGGGAACAACUGGAUGUCCAUUAUGAUCGCUUUACUCAAAUCACUCCCUUGAUGUCAGCGCUGCCGAUUUGGGAGUCAUUAAAGGAAGCGUCCGAUACAGAUUUACACGCUAAGAUCAAAACGCUACUGAUUGUCCAGUCUGUCGCUGUGUGUGUGAAGAAAGGGAAUUCAAAGUUGGCGAAGGAAACCCUGCAGUGGCUGGAAAAAGAGACUGAAAUACCUGAGAAACUACAAGGAAAGCUUACCGCCAUUGUGAGUAAGAAAGAUGCAUUUGAUCCGCUUCUGAUGAACCUCACUUUCAACCAGCUGUUGGAGAACAUUGACAUGUUCCUCGACGCAUUCAGCCUGGAAAGUCCCUCCGUUUUCUUACUCGAAGCAGCAUCAAAAGUAGUUGAAGCACGUCAUGAGAGAUCAGAGAAAACGUUAUCUGAACAGGACAGAAGCGAGAGGAUGCCAUCCAGCCCAGAGUCAAUUAAAACAGAAGAAGAUGAGGCACAGGUGGAUCAACUGGUGCUAAAUAUGAGACCCAAAAGGAAACUUCUUUCCAAACAAACUCAUGACCCGUGGAAACCAGACACUGCUAAGAAAGAGCGACCCAAGAGAACCUCCAUUUGCAAGGUUUCUAGGAGAAGUAGUAGCCCUUCGGAAUUACAAAGCGAUGUUAGUGUGACAAGCAAAACCAGGAGGAAGUGGACUGCGAUAGAUGAUCGGAUGCUGAAAGCAGGUGUGAAGAAACAUGGGGAAGGCAACUGGAGCAGGAUCCUGAAUGACUUUGAGUUUAACAACCGCACUGGUGUUAAUCUUAAGGACAGAUGGAGAACCCUGAAGAGUAAGGGAGAGGACUUCUGAGCUGCUGCUGCUGCUUUUUUUUUUA
This is a messenger RNA of Rhinichthys klamathensis goyatoka, 1157 nucleotides long. RefSeq names its product telomeric repeat binding factor (NIMA-interacting) 1 (gene terf1). Gene Ontology annotation, biological process: telomere maintenance. The transcript has 10 exons. Gene Ontology annotation, cellular component: nucleus; chromosome, telomeric region. Bases 20 to 1132 code for a protein of 370 amino acids. Gene Ontology annotation, molecular function: protein homodimerization activity; telomeric repeat DNA binding. NCBI's taxonomy places the organism in Eukaryota, Metazoa, Chordata, Actinopteri, Cypriniformes, Leuciscidae. The record is from RefSeq and is a predicted model, not a curated record.